AUGGCUGCCCAUGAACUGUUGUACCUGAUUCUCCUAGUUGCGGGGACGAAAGGGGACGUUUUUGAUUAUAACUUCGAGGCACUUUCAUCGCCACGUAUGAUUUCCGAUGCGAUCGAAUCUUUUCUGUUGCGCAAUGCUACGGCGGUAUCUUGGGACUGUUCGGCACAAUUGAGCGAGUACGUAGUCGGCCUUCGAUCGAGGGAGGAGUGGGCGUUAAAGGUGUACGACUCCACUGGAAAGCUUCCGGCUGGAGUAUUGGACGGGAAUCUUGCCGAGCUGGGUUCAUUUGAUGAGUGCCUCUAUGUCACGAAGUUAAACGAGGAACCCGAAGGUUCCAGUUUUACGGGACAGUAUUGCUUGGGCUCAAUUUACGUAAAUGCAACACGGAACAUCAGCAAUGAAAUCAAAGUGCCCGAAAUUGGGAACAGACUGGCCUUUCCCACGUGCCUCCCUGAAGGAUGCUCAGGCGGGGACGUUCAAAAUGUCAUCAGAGGCAUUGGAAUCAACUUAACCAUUAAAGACUCUCACUGCCAAACAUUGGCGAAACGGCCGGAAAUGGACACCGGAUGUAUCAUUGGAUUGACCUUUUUUGUAUGUUUACCAUUGCUGAUGGCCGCGUCUACAAUCUACGACCUUCGUAACAAAUUCAUCGAGAAACGUGCGCCAAAUGCGCUUCUGUCGGCAUUUUCGAUAUACACAAACCUCAAGAAGAUCUUCGACACGAAGUCCGCCCCCCGAGAAAUUACCUGCCUGCACGGGGUUCGCGCUAUUGCAAUGUUCAUAGUCAUUGCAGGUCAUCGCUAUUACUAUGUGUUACACCAAAAGCACAGAAAUGAAUUCUUUACUAUCCACUGGGUACAACAGAUACAAAACAUGCCUCUAAUAAAAGCGGACAUUGCCAUGGAUAUUUUCUUCUUUUUGUCAGGUUCGAUGAUUACGUAUGGAUAUUUUCAAAAAUUGGCGAAACAGCAAAAGUUCGGAGUAAUAUCGCACUACGCCAACAGAUAUUUGAGGUUGACUCCCACGAUGGCUAUUGUAAUCUUGUUUGUAGCGACAGUGACCAAGUAUUUGGGUUCAGGUCCACUAUGGCCAGCAUUCAAUGAAACUAUAGUCGACCCUUGUGUUCACAAUUGGUGGUUCAACAUGCUGUAUAUUCAAAACUUUGCACCGCCAAUGUGCAUGCCACACACCUGGUAUAUGGCUGUAGAUACUCAGCUGUUUCUUCUGACACCUUUGCUACUGAUCCUUCUGAGACGCUGGACGAAGAAGAGUUUAGUAACGAUGGCUUUUCUAGGCGCCUGCUGCAUUGCAUCCGUGUUUGCCCUUGCGUUCACAAUGGAAUUUCGCGUUGCUCACGUGUUUCACAGUGUGUAA
Messenger RNA from Photinus pyralis (common eastern firefly), 1374 nucleotides. RefSeq names its product nose resistant to fluoxetine protein 6-like. The record is from RefSeq and is a predicted model, not a curated record. NCBI's taxonomy places the organism in Eukaryota, Metazoa, Arthropoda, Insecta, Coleoptera, Lampyridae. Gene Ontology annotation, molecular function: acyltransferase activity, transferring groups other than amino-acyl groups. The transcript is spliced from 8 exons. Bases 1 to 1374 code for a protein of 457 amino acids.